CCCCCUCUUCAUUUCUUCAACAACCCAUCAUUCCAUUUUCCUUAUAUAUUCUUUCAAUUCCAUUUCCAUUUCUGGGUUGUUGAUCUUCAUCAUCAUCAUAGCUUCUACAUACAUGACCUAAACACAAAACCCAAAAAAAAAAAAAAAAUUUAUACACAGUCUGCCAUCGAAACCCCAUCAAUGGCGGCGAAUCAUUCCGGUUCCGACAGCAUGACCGAAGAAGACUACCAUCUAAGAAACAGUAGUUUCUCUACCUUCGAUCCAAGCAGGAUGAGUGGUGAAGGUUCUCCGAUGAUGAUGUCACCAUGGAACCAACCAUCUCCAUUUGCUAAACCUAAUUGGUCUAGCGCCGGUGGUUCAGACGGCGGCGAUAGUUCUGGUUCUAAUUCGUACAGUCUGAUUGGAUCUAUUGUUAGAGAAGAAGGACAUAUUUAUUCUUUAGCAGCAAUUAAGGAUCUUCUUUACACUGGAUCUGACAGUAAGAAUAUUAGGGUUUGGAAGAAUUUGAAGGAAUUUGCUGCGUUUAAAUCUAACAGUGGUCUUGUUAAGGCGAUUAUAAUCUCUGGUGAUAAGAUCUUUACUGGACAUCAAGAUGGGAAGAUUCGUGUUUGGAAAAUUCAUCCUAAGAAUGAGAAGGUUCAUAAGAGAUCUGGUACAAUGCCAACUUUCAUGGACAUAUUCAAAUGUUCAUUCCGACCAAGUAACUACAUAGAAGUAAAGAAAAACAAAACCGCUCCAUGGAUCAAACAUUGCGACGCAAUUUCCUGCCUAAGUCUAAACCUAGAACAUGGAUUAUUAUACUCAGCUUCCUGGGAUCGCAGUUUCAAAGUAUGGCGAUUAGAAAAUUCAAAAUGUCUCGAAUCAGUCAAAGCCCACGACGACGCCGUAAACGCCGUCGUCGCCAGCGUCGGCGGUCUAGUCUUCACUGGUUCCGCCGACGGAACAGUUAAAGCUUGGCGUAGAGAAAUUCAAGGAAAAGUAACCAAACACACCUUAGUAGACACAUUACUAAAACAAGAAACCGCUGUUACAUCAUUGGUCGUUAGUGAAUCGGGUUCGGAUCUUUAUUGCGGGUCAUCAGACGGAAUUGUUAAUUUCUGGGAAUGUGAAAAACAACUCUCUCAUGGAGGUGUUCUUAGAGGACAUAAACUAGCUGUUCUUUGUCUUGAAGCAGCGGGUUGUCUUUUAUUUAGCGGGUCGGCUGAUAAAACCAUAUAUGUUUGGAAAAAAGAGGCAGCGGGUCAUACUUGUAUUUCGGUUAUAAACGGGCAUACGGGUCCGGUUAAAUGUUUGGCAGUUGAAGAACAUAAGGAAUCUACGGCUGAUGAUAAGAAAUGGGUUGUUUAUAGUGGCAGUUUGGAUAAGUCGGUGAAAGUUUGGUGUGUGUCGGAGAAAGGUGCAAUGAAUUUUCCUCCGGACAUGGAUGCUUCGUUUAGCUCGAUACCAUCUGCGUCCGGAAAAUUUUGAUCUUCCGAUACGACUUAGUUGGUGUCAUAAGGAAUUAAUUCUCGUUAAAUUCAAAAAUGGACUUCCAUGGCCACGGUGUGUUGGAAUUUUUUUAAUUAUAUAAUUUAUUUAUAUGUAUGUAGAGGCAACAUAUAUGUGUGUGAGAUGGGCACAGCUUUAUUUAUUUUUUUAUGUAAUGUCCGAUUUAUUAUAAAUAUUAAGAAGAUCGGUCUAUGUUUCAGUUUUUAAUUUAA
Impatiens glandulifera is the source of this 1700-nucleotide messenger RNA. RefSeq names its product protein JINGUBANG-like. The record is from RefSeq and is a predicted model, not a curated record. The transcript is spliced from 2 exons. NCBI's taxonomy places the organism in Eukaryota, Viridiplantae, Streptophyta, Magnoliopsida, Ericales, Balsaminaceae. Gene Ontology annotation, molecular function: protein binding. The coding region runs from base 181 to 1467 and encodes 428 amino acids.